UCUAGUUCUUCUAUUUUCUAAUCUUAAAUCUAAUGAAAGCAUGGCUACGAAUCUGCGAUGAUUCCCCAAAGUCAAAUGGGCAUCCUUCCCCUUUGCUCUUUCCUCUCCUUCUUCUUGUUGCUCAUCCAAUAACAACUCUCUUCAAUUUCACCGUUAGCAGAAAUCCCUCUCAACUGGAUGCUUCCUUCCCAAACCAAAUAUGGUCUUCCCCCAACAAAACCUUCUUCAUCGGCUUACUCCCCGCUCCUUCUUCCUCCUCCUCCUUCGUUGCCGCCAUCACCUACUUCGAUCGCUCCGUCCUCGUCUUGUCAACCCCCUCCUCCGUUGACCGCUCCUGCUCCCUCCGUCUCCUCCCCACCGGCAACCUCGUCCUUUCCCACGGCGACGGCUCCACCGUCUGGUCCUCCAACACUUCCUCUAAGGGUGUUUCUUCCUCCUUCCUUGACGACUCCGGCAAGCUCAUCCUCCGAAAUGCCACCGGCAUCACUCUCUGGGCUGUUCUAAUUCGGGAGUGGACUGAGGUUUAGGUGGAGGACGAUCGAGUUGACCUUCUGUUUAAUGUUUUUUUUUUCAAAUUUAAAAGGUAUAAAAUUAUUAUAUUAUAUAUUGAAUUUGUCGAUUUGAUUUGGUUUAAUAUCAAAACAGAUUCUAUUCAUUCUCAGACACAA
Molecule: messenger RNA, 668 nt
Organism: Punica granatum (pomegranate)
Lineage: Eukaryota; Viridiplantae; Streptophyta; Magnoliopsida; Myrtales; Lythraceae
Source: RefSeq, a predicted model, not a curated record